GGGAUACGGACCCUAGACCCAUCUUCCGCGGCACGCACGCACGGAAUCUUCACCAGAUGUUCCCAGAUGUGGGCACAUGGAUCACCACGCACAAGCUACCCAGUCAACAGCACUCAUCAGUCCUCAUCCACCAUCUCCUAGGCUGCUCUAAAGAUCUGAUUAAAUGGUGUCCAGCUUUCUGGCUCUGGCCGCUGGGUGCACAGCAUUCUUCUGCAAUUGAAUCAAAGCCCUCCUCCCUGACACAGGGACGAAGUGGAAAAAAAUAAUCAGAGCAAGAAUGCCUGGGGCCCAGGUCUGGGAAGGGGCCCAGCAGCUCUCCUUGGGGGAGGGGGAGAGUGCCUUCAGUCUAAGCCGGGAAGUCUAACCCUGACACCACACCGGAGGGCCAAAGACUUAGGGGUGGGUGCAUGCCUUGAAACACAACAGAAGUGGCUGAGCAGGAGCGACAAGUGGACCCUCAGAAGACCCUAAGAAACCUCCCAGGGCGAGGGGGAAAGACCUGAAUUAAACAGACUCAACUUUACUGCCUUUCUGCAGUUCUUCCUCAGACGUGGCCCCCAGCUAUCCCCAGACGCAUGGGGUGUGGCAGUUAACACCCCCCCCUUCUCCAGCAGACGCCUUGCCCCACCCCGUCACGACAGCUGCGGGCCACCGAGAAGAUGGCCUGGCUCCAAGCCCUUGCGCGGGUGGGGAUCUCAAGGCGCCAACACGCGGGGUGCUGGGUCCCUCUGGGUACCCCACCAGUGAACCUUCCUCCCGCCUCGAUUGAACUUGGGAGCUGCUCCCCCUGGGACUGAAAACCCCCUCUUCUCCUCACCAUGCAACCAGGGCCAGAAGGAAAAGUGGAGAGAUGGAGGGAACGUUCGCGAAGUGCCGCUGGGCCGCCCCCUCAUCCCACCCCACCCCCACCCCUCCCACCCUCUCCCCGCCUCCAGGGCCGCGGGGGCCCGCGUCCUCCUCCCGCGGGCGAUCGUCCGGCCAAGUGGGCGCGUCCCGCCCGGGCCGCGGGGAUCUGGUGUCCGCUGCAGCUGGCAGUGCGGCGGGCGCCGGCACCGGCACAAUCGCAGACGGCGUUGGCUAUUAAUAACGUUCCGGGCGAGCCCGGGGUCGUGCAGCCAUGGCCAGCCAGGAACCCCUGCGCGGCGGGGACGGCGCCCGGGCCGCGAGGGAUACACACACAGAGGCCAGUUUUCCUCUUCAGGACUCAGAAUCCCCCAAGGAGGCCAAGACCUUUAACCCAGAGGCCACUCUGUCUUUGGAGGGGAGUGUGAACCUAGAGGACAUUCUCUAUCUGGGGGCAUCGGGGGACUUUGAAGAGAGUCUUUAUGAGGAAGAGUUUGAGAAGCCAGAGCAGACACUGUAUAUUGACGAAUCGAGGCAGCCAGACGAGGCCCUGGACCUGGAAGAGCUUGUGAGUCCAGAGGAGACGCUGUCUGUGGAGGAACCUGUGAGACCAGAGGAGGUACAGUUCUCGGAGCAGCCUGUGGCGCCAGCUGAGAGCCCAACUGCUUGCGAGGGAGAAAUGGUGACCACCACGGAGGAAAGCCGUCCAGCUCAACCGAUUCCCGGCACGGAGGAGAGCCUCAGUGUGGAGGACCUGGAGCUGCUAGAAGGCCGUUUCCAGCAGUGCGUACAGGCUGUAUCUCAGCUGGAAGAGGAGAGGGACCGGCUUAUCCACGAGCUGGUGCUGCUCCGCGAACCGGCCCUGCAGGAGGUACAGCAGGUCCACCAGGACAUCCUGGCUGCCUACAAGCUGCACGCACAGGCCGAGCUGGAGAGGGACGGGCUCAGGGAGGAGAUCCGGACGGUGAAGCAGAAGCUGUUCAAGGUGACCAAGGAAUGCGUGGCUUACCAAUACCAGCUGAAGUGCCACCAGCAGGACGUGGCUCAGUUUGCAGAUUGCAGGGAAGCGCUGACCACCCGGGCCGCCCAGCUCUCUGGAGAACUGACCCAGCUCCGCGAUGCCUAUCAGAAGCAGAAGGAGCAGUUGCAGCAACAGCUAGAGGCACCCCCGACCCAGAGCGAUGGGCACUUUCUCCAGGAGAGCCGACGGCUGUCGACACAGUUUGAAAAUCUCAUGGCGGAAAGCCGUCAGGGCCUGGAGGACGAAUAUGAACCCCAACUGCUUCGGCUCCUGGAAAGGAAAGAGGCGGGGACCAGAGCUCUGCAGGACACCCAGGCGGAGAUCCAGGAGAUGAGGGAGGCUCUGAGACCCCUGGAAGCAGAGGCCCGGCAGCUCCAGCUUCAGAACAGGAACCUGGAGGACCAGAUCACGCUCGUGAGGCAAAAACACGACGAAGAGGUUCUACAGUACAGGGAGCAGCUGGAGGAGAUGGAAGAGAGGCAGCGGCAGUUACGCAGUGGGGUGCAAGUUCAGCAGCAGAAGAACAAGGAGAUGGAGCAGCUGAGGACAAGCCUUGCUGAAGAGCUUUCCACAUAUAAGGCCAUGCUACCCAAGAGUCUGGAUCAGGCUGAUGCACCUACUCCUCAGGCAGGUGGAGUCGAGGCACAAUCCCCAGACAAGGUUUCUCUGUUGUAGUCCUGGAUGUCCUGGAACUCACUUUGUAGACCAGGCUGGCCUUGCACUUGAGACAUCCACCUGCCUCUGGAGGGUGGAGAUUAAAGGCUUGAGCCACCACUGCCCCGUUAAGAACUUUUAAAUUAUAGAUACCAUCUACUGGCUGGUCGGGAUCAGUGAUUAGAACACUUGCUGAGGACACAGAAGUGGCUCUCAGGACCCACAUAGCAGCUCAAGUCUGUAACUCCAGUUCUAGACAAUCUAAUGCCUUUAAACGUGAUACACAGGUACAUGCAAGCAAAACAUCCACUCACACAUAAAGUAUUUAAAUCCAGGUUCUAUAUACACUCCUCCCAACACUGGCACUCAAGCUUCCUUGGUACAGAUCAAAAGGCAACCUUAUUGUCAAGUUCAGAAUGACAAGAGGCCAACAAGAGAGUUAAAUUACUAAAAAAAAAAAAAAAAAAAAAAAAAAAAAAAAAAAAAAAAAAGGGAAGCUGAGGCCGGAGUAUCAUACAUUCAAAAGCCCUUCCAGUAAAACUGAGAUGUUGACUCAAAAAAGUACCAAAAAAAAAAAAAAAAAAAAGAGAGAGAGAGAGAGAAAGUUAAAGGGCUGAGGGAAUAUAGCUCAGUGGUAGGCUGUUUGUUUGGCUUCUAUGGGGUCCUAGUUCAAUUCCUAGUAUCACAAAGCCAAAUAAUAUGCAUACAUGUACAUAGAUGGGUCACCUCAGUAGGUGGGAGAGCAUGUCAAGCAAGCAUGUCUUCAGGAAGACAAACAACAAAUAGAGCCAAAGCUGUACACAACCCAGAUGUCCACACACUUUAUCGGAUACGAACUGGUAAGUAAUUACUUCAGAUGAUUCCUUCAAUAAGCUUCUAGAUUUUCUCUUAUAGUUAUACUGAUCAUUUGGGAGCUUUAACCCUGCAAUGAGGAAAUGAUCUGAUGAAUACCUUUUUAAACAGGAAAAGGAUAAAAACAAAUAUAAAGAGAUCAGAGCUGAGGAUGCAAUGCAGCUCAAUUUAUUUCAAGACUAAGCCCCAGGUUUAAGCUCCAGCACUGAAUAAAUGGUGUGGUGGAUGCCUGCAGUCCUAGCACCUGAGACAGAGGCAGGAACAUCUCUGAGUUCAAGCCAUCCUUGGCCCUAAAGAGGUCCAAGAUACCCUGGGGUAAAGGAGACCCUUUCAGAAAGGAAAGACUGUAGCUAGAGCUAGCUCAGCAGUUUAGAUCACUUGUUCUUUCGGACAACCCAAGUUUGAUUUCCAGAACACCCCUAAUUCCAGUUCUGGGACACCCCUUUCUGGUUUCCUCAAGCACUAAGCACACACUAAAGUGGAGAAAGCACUCAUACAUAAAAAUAUAAGGUCUUUUCUAGCCCCCAAAGACAAAGACGUGCAUACAUUCUACACACACAAAAUCUCAAGAAACAACACUGACGCGGCUGGAGAAGGUCUGGUUAGGAGCACUUGUGGUCUCUGCUGAGGUUCAGCUCCCAGCGCCUACACGAACAGAGUGUAGUUCGGGUCUUAGGGGAUCCAGUGCCCUUUCUGGCCUCCAUGGGCUUUUGUGAACACAUGGUAUACUCACAUCAUAAUCACAAAACCCAAAGACAAGGACCAGGCACUCUAGUACUUAUGUGAGGUUCAGCUCUCCUGCCUUAGCCUUCUGACUGCCAUUCACUGUAGCCGUGCGCCGUCACAUCCGUCUACUCCUCCACCUCAGGGUCACCACUCAGUUUUGCAAGUAAGAGCAACGUGAGCCCCUGCUAGUGGAAUGUCAUUCCUGGUCUCAUGAAAGCACACUGUAGGCAGGUUCGGGGGCACAUGAAUUUAAUCAACACUCAAGAGGCAGGAGGAUCUCUGGGAGCAAAAGGCCCAAGUGUUCUACGGUCAACCACAGUCCAAUCAAAGCUAUACAAUGAAACCAACACAAACAAACCACAUUGUAGAAAUCUAUCCCCCACCCACGCUGCUCUAAGAAAACCUUUAUGUUCAUUGUUAUAAAAAUUAAUUUCAGAUUGUAAAAAGAACAAACUUAACUGUAUUUCUUUCAAUUUUACAGGGACUGUUUAGAAAUGUAUGGUUGGCUCUGUAACCCAGAAACAAGAACGCAUUUAUCAAAGGAUCAGUAGGGAUGGACUUUCCCAAGAUAAGAGUAGCAAGCACCUGGCAAGCAAUGUACCCUGUAAAAGUACAUACACUGGCGGGCUUGCCUGGAGAGGUCAGGCUGGCUGGAGGCAGACUCCCAGUCAGCUCGUAUCUGGAGUCUGCUGUAGGCUACAGGUACUGACGUCAGUGCGGCUUAUCUUCCGGCAGAACCCUGAGUAAUGGAUAGAUCACCACACCCUGAAGUAUCAUCAAGAACAUUAUGGAUUGCUUUGUGCUGAUCCAAACCAAGAACAUCUACGGGAAAACAUUGGUGUCAAAGUCAGCCAAUUUUUGCUACAUGGAUCCACAACAAAAUCUUUUGUGCUACAGGUAUUAAGAGUUUUAAAUGACUCCACUCACAAAGCGAUGUUCCCCUUCAAGUCUACACUCACGUAAUUUACUCUUUUUUUUUUUUUUUUUGGUUCUUUUUUUCGGAGCUGGGGACCGAACCCAGGGCCUUGCGCUUCCUAGGUAAGCGCUCUACCACUGAGCUAAAUCCCCAGCCCCAUAAUUUACUCUUAAAAUAGUGUCAAAUUAAAACCACCACAAGACCCCACUUAUAUAUAGUCCUGGAUGGCCUAGAACUCACUUUGUAGACAAUGUUGGCCCUGAAUUCAGAGCUAUGCCUGCCUCUACCUCUGGAGUGCUGGGACUAAAGGCACGACAGGCUUGUUUUUGAGACCAGGCCUCAAGUAGUCUAGGCUGGUUUCUAACUUGUUAUGUAGGUCAGGAUGACCUUGAACUUCUGAUCUUGCUUCUACCUCCCAACUGCUGGGACUACAGGUGUGCACCAUCAAGCACGACCCAAGACACACCCCAACCUCCAGAGUCACCGUCACCAUGGAUUGCUGCUCUGGCUGUCCUGGGACUCAGAGGAGGGACUCAAACUCAUGGAAAUCUACCUGCCUCACAAGAGCUAGGAUUAAGUGUGCACCACCAUGCCCAGCUUGAUAAUUUUUACUACAUGCUAAUGUAACCAGAACUCCUAGGAAUGACUUCAGAUUUGGACCAGACACUUUGUUUUUCAAACUUUCCCAAAGAUCACAAAUGGUUCUGGAGGUGAGACUCAGCUAGUCAGUCCAAGCAAAAGCAGUUACUUUUCCCAGCUAUCACCACGUGCCAAUAAAGGCACCGACUAUAUUUUAAAAGUAGGGGUUCCAAUGAAAAACAUUCGUCAGAUAUUAGCUCUCUGUAAAACAGUUCAAGUGUCUUUCAAAUUUAAACUAUGCCUUAAGUUCUCUAUCACACUGCCUCCGAGAUUCUUGGAAACCAUGGAGCUCUCUAGAGAAAACUUCAAGAAUAUGUCAUUUUACCACGGCUGAUUUGUGUACUCUAUUCAGUAAUGUCUUCACAAUUUCCCCAACUGGAGUAAAGCUCUCUUUUAUCUAUGGUUGUAGGUCUGUUAUGUUUAUUCUAAUCUCGAUAGUCAAAAUCAUGGAAAACAACUGUCAUUCGAACAAAUUCUUCCAGAAGCCAGAGACUGUUGUCUGAUGGAUACUAAAUAAAACCCACCAGCAUGGGGCUAUAUAGAAAAGCAAUUUAUUCCGUUAUAAGCACUUACACAGUUAGUCAUGGAGAGUUAAUAGGCCUGAUGGUGAGACAGGUUAGCCAAAAUGGAGAUGGCGUCAAACUAUAGUGGUCAAAGACUAACCCUACAAAAGCAACGUUUAUCAAGGAUUAAUUUAAUCUUAGAAACAAAUACAAACUAGCAAUCCACUCUUUCUCAACAUGACAGUGCACCAGUGGUACAACUGCCAGGUAAAAACGUACAUCUUUACAACUUGGUGGUCCCAAGUUUAAAAAAGAAAAAAAGAUUAAAAAAAAAAAAAAAAAAAAGAAAGAAAGAAAAAAAAAAAAAAAGAA
This is a messenger RNA of Rattus norvegicus (Norway rat), 6526 nucleotides long. Lineage: Eukaryota; Metazoa; Chordata; Mammalia; Rodentia; Muridae. The record is from RefSeq and is a predicted model, not a curated record.